ACACCAAAACUCACACCCAAAACUCCCACAAACCCCACCCAAAUCUCACCCAGAUUCCACCCAAAUCCCACCCAGAUUCAAUAACGCAGCUUAUUACAUAGCAUCUCUGAAAGCUGCCAGCAUCUCUAGAAGACGCCCGGCGCCAGGAGCGGAAAACAGCAGUACACCAUCUUUUCCCGCUGGAUUCCCCCGCCCUUGCCCCCGCCCUCUGCCGCCCGCUCGCGGCCUGCACACAACGCAAAACGCCCUCACGUGAUGCGCCCAGGGACCGGCCCCAAAUCGCACCCAGUCCAUAGAAGACACCUCUAGCAGGCGCCAGACAGCACUCCUCCCCCAGCGCCAAGGCCCCCAGGAACACGCCAAACACACCACCGCCGUGACUGCACAUGGACUUGCUCAGCAUCCUCGACGGCACGCCCGAGCCGCCCAUCGUGGCGCUCCACCUCCCCGAAAUCAACACCCUGGGCGAGUACCAUUUGGCCACGCCCAUGUUCGAGUUCCAGAAGGAGCUCACGGACCAGAUCGUGUCGCUCCACUACCCGGACAUCCUCAAGUACUGCGAGACGGACGCCGCCACGCACCUGCUCCACAAAUCGUUGCAGAUUUGCGUGGACAACUGCCUGCUCGUGGCCACCCACCCGUACCUCCUCAUCCGCCACUACAUGCCCAAGAACCUCGCCGCCAAGGAGCUCCCGGCCAAGUUGGCCGAGACCAGCGGCAAGUUCAGCGUGCUCCGCAACCUCGUGCACGUGGUGGCGGCCAGUGCCGCGCGGCCCGCCGCCACGCACGUGGCCGUUGUGUUGCGCAACGACCCCCGCACCUUUGACUUGGCCGAGGCGCUUCUCUUGGGCGCCGCCGGGCCGCGCGGCGUGGUGCGCCACGUGGGCGCCAGCGUCAAGAAGGACCUGGCCAAGUCCGCGCGCUCCGCGGCACGCGAGCCGCCGGCCGUCACGGUCCACUUGCUUCCCAGCGACGGGCAGCUCACACGCACAGACGGGGCGCUUGCGCACGUGCGCUUCGACGUGUUUGUGGCCUUGGACUGCAGCGUGGACACGGCGCACCCGUCGGUGGCGCGCUGGCGCCGCCAGGGCCGUGCGCCGGGCGAGUGUGCGGCCGCUGUCAUCCGCCUAGUGCCGAUGCUCUCGGUCGAGCAUUGCCUCGUGGACGCGGCGCGCCGCGGGGGUGCCGGUGGGGGCACGCAGCGGCUCGGUAGGGGAAGAGGGGAGACCGGCGGAGAGACCGGGGGUACUACAGAGGAAGGGAUCAAAGGUACUACAGAGGGAGAGGUCAGCGGUACUACCGACGGAGAGGCCAGAAGUACUACCGACGGACAGCCUGCAGGCACCAACGGCAAGGCCACCCAGAGCAUCCCCAAGAGCGACCGCCUCUACCAGCUCGUCGCCGGGGCCGUGUGCUUGCGCGACCAGAUCGGCAACUUGCCCCCCGAUUUGCACCCCAUCUACAAGCAGAAUCUCUCGUACUUGGCGCCCACGUUCUUCGACCACGCGCUUCGCCCCGGCCCCGACUUCGCGCCCUGGCCGCUCCCCGAGCUCUGCCGCAUACCCCGCUUCCUGCCCGCGGACGUGGAGCGCUCCUUGCUGACCGAGGUCGUGUACCACUACACGCCCUACGACACGCCGCCAGACGCCCUGGACCUGGCCCUUGCCGCCGGCCCGCCCGCCCACAAGCGCCGCUCCUACUACGACGCCAAGCGCUUGCAGCUGGACUACGUCACCAACCCGUUGCGCAACGACUACAAUACGCUCAGCGGCAUCCACAACCACCACGCGCGGCCCGCGGGCGGCGCCCCGCACGAGGGCGUCCUCACGCAUUUGCUCGUGUCGCAACUCAACUGCAACUACACGGCCUUGGCGCUCUUGAAGCAGGAGCACGACGCGUACGCGGCCCACGCGGCGCCGCCACACCACGCAGCGUGUGGCCGCCGCGUGGCCGACACCAAGAAGGCGCUCGCGCUGGUGCUUGAGGACGUGGACCACGCCGAGCAGCGCUUGGCGGUCACGCAGAAAAAGACCGCCAAGCGCGCGCACGAAAACACGGCCUUGGCCGACCGCCACAAGCGGCUCAAGGCCGACUUGGCGGGCCUUGCAGACCGCGGCGACGUGCGCGACAACGCGCUCCGCCGCUCGUUUGUCCAGCGCCAGCUCCGUAUAUGGGACUUGCAGCACGACGUCAAGGCGCUCGUGGCCACGCGUGCGGCCCGCGCCGACGACAAGAGCUACAUGCGCAAGGAGGCGGCCAACUGCGAGGCAGCCAUGGCGCAGUCCCAGGCGCAGAUUGCCGAGCUCGAGGCCGACAUCGUCCUGUUGCAGGGAAAGCUCGCGCUGCUGGCCGAGCUCGAGGCCCAGGCGCAGCGGGCGUUCUAUGACCAGAGAGCCGCCCUCCAGGCGCAGAUCGCCGCCGCAAAGACCGACAACGCGGCCUUGCGGGCCCGCCUUGCCAAGACCUUGGCGUACUUGAAGGAAACGUCGCAUUUGAAGAAGAGGAAGGGCCGGGGAUUGACCCCGAGCGCCCGCUAGUUCAGAAGUGUCCAG
Molecule: messenger RNA, 2552 nt
Organism: Metschnikowia bicuspidata var. bicuspidata NRRL YB-4993
Lineage: Eukaryota; Fungi; Ascomycota; Pichiomycetes; Serinales; Metschnikowiaceae
Exons: 1
Coding region: 387-2537 (716 amino acids)
Cellular component (GO): nucleus; HDA1 complex
Source: RefSeq, a predicted model, not a curated record